AUGUAUAGGGAGACUAAAGUGUUUUGUUUGACUUUCGCUAUUUUCUCUACAGGGAGAGUUAUAGCAGAUCCUCGAUGUCGCUGCCCUAAAGUACAUGCAGGUGGGGUGACUACCAGUUUAAUCAUGAAACUGACCCAUUACCCUCCUCGCUCACACUGCUCUAAGGAAGAAGUCAUGUGAGUUACUAUACUAUACUGUGCUGUACUGUACUGUAAUGUACUAUACUGUACUUGAAGAAAAUUAGAUGCACACACUCUCCAAAAUAUAUAUUCCAAUGAUCAAUUUCAUUUUAUUAAACAUCUCUCUCUCCCCCCCACCAUUUUUCUUUCUCAUCUCCCUCUCUCUCUCUCUCUUUCUCUCUCUUUGUCUCUCUCUCUAUCAAUCAGUGUCACACUGAAAACCGGAGGUUUGCUCUGUCUCGACCCAAAUGGGAACUUUGCCAAAACACUGAUUGAAAGACAAACCAAAGCGUGA
Messenger RNA from Coregonus sp. 'balchen', 474 nucleotides. NCBI's taxonomy places the organism in Eukaryota, Metazoa, Chordata, Actinopteri, Salmoniformes, Salmonidae. The record is from the annotation of a GenBank genome assembly.